Molecule: messenger RNA, 1424 nt
Organism: Callithrix jacchus (white-tufted-ear marmoset)
Lineage: Eukaryota; Metazoa; Chordata; Mammalia; Primates; Cebidae
Product: protein S100-A7
Biological process (GO): endothelial cell migration
Cellular component (GO): cytoplasm; extracellular exosome
Molecular function (GO): transition metal ion binding; calcium ion binding; calcium-dependent protein binding
Source: RefSeq, a predicted model, not a curated record
AUUUAUUAUGCUCCUUCCCUACUUAUUCCUAAGCAUAAAAAAUUCUGAACCUCGGGCCGGGUAUGGUGGCUCAUGCCUGUAAUCCAAGCACUUUGGAGGUGUGCAGAUCACCUGAGGUCAGGAGUUUAAGACCAGCCUGACCAACAUGGUGAAACCCCGUCUUUAAAAAAAAAAAAAAAAAAAGGCACACAUCUCACUCAUCCUUUCCCUGGUGACAUUUCCCACCUCUGCUUUCUGAAAGCAAAGAUGAGCAGCACUCAGGCUGAGAAGUCCAUAAUGGGCAUGAUCAACAUGUUUCACAAAUACACUGGACGUGACAAGAUUGACAAGCCGAGCCUGCUGACGAUGAUGAAGGAGAACUUCCCCAACUUCCUCAGUGCCUGUGGAAAAAAGGGCACAAAUUACCUGGCUAAUGCCUUUGAGAAAAAGGACAAGAAUGGGGAUAAGAAGAUUGAUUUUUCUGAGUAUCUGCCCCUUUUGGGAGACAUAGCCAUUGACUACCACAAGCAGAGCCAUGGAGCGGAGCCCUGUUCUGGGGGAAGCCAGUGGUCCAGCCCCACCCGGGGCCUCCAGAGACCCCAGAAACAAUAAAGUGUGUCCCACCACCAAAAAAAAAAAAUUUUGAACGUCAGAGCCAGCAUUUUUCCUCAUUCCUUUUGUUCUAUCUUCUAGGAGGGGAAUGGGAAGAGAGAAGGAAUUUGUUUUUAUCAUUAAUACGUAAGAUUUACAUUUGUAAGAAAGCUUUAAUUUUCUCCGUUGCUACACCAUUCUUUAAUAUUAAACUAUAAUACUUAGUUUUUACCGAUAUAAAAGUAUUUUGUGACAUUUGAUAUAAAUUAAACUAAAAUGGACAGUCUCUUUCCUCUAAGAUAGGACAGAUAAGAUAAAUGAGCAGCAUAGGGUUUUUGAAACAACACUUUAUCUGAGCCCCGUGGGUAAAAAAGCUUGCCUCCUCAGCCCAAAAGGGAAUUUUAGCUGGGUCCUGAGCUGAGCAUUGGCCCAGGGCUCUGAGGCCUCUUCAAGUCCCACUGCCUUGGAUGUGUUAUCUGGAGUGCCCCACUGCACUGCCCUGCCCUGCAUAGGUAGAGCAUUUCUCUCAUGCAGCAGUUUGAAACCUAGGAAGAAUUUGCCGCCCCUGUAGGACAUUUGAAAAUGUCUGGAAACGUUUUGGGUUGUCAUAAAAGGGGCUUGCUACUGACAUCUAGUGGGCAGAGGCCAGAGGUGUUGCUAACCAUUCUACAAUGCACAGGAUAGCCUCUUUCAACAAAAAAUUAUCUGGCCAAAAUAGUAGUGCUGAGUUUGAGAAACCCUGCUGUAGUGUGAGGAAGAUAGACAAGUUAGAGGUCGUGGGAAGGCAGCACUGAGCAUCAGGAAUGUAGUGACUUCUCUUCUUAAAAACCCUAUAUACAGUAAAUACCGUUCUU